This is a messenger RNA of Pistacia vera, 1126 nucleotides long. RefSeq names its product probable carboxylesterase 11. Gene Ontology annotation, molecular function: hydrolase activity. The transcript is spliced from 2 exons. NCBI's taxonomy places the organism in Eukaryota, Viridiplantae, Streptophyta, Magnoliopsida, Sapindales, Anacardiaceae. The record is from RefSeq and is a predicted model, not a curated record. Bases 1 to 633 code for a protein of 210 amino acids.
AUGGAUAUUACAUCAGAGAUGGAUGAAGCCUUAAGCCUUGUUUAUGAAAUUUGCCCACAAAUCCAAUUCGUAACUUGGUCCUGUUGUCAGAACAGGUGUGUACUCCUUGGGGUGAGCUGUGGUGCAAACAUAGCUGACUAUGUGGCCAGGAAGGCUGUAGAAGCAGGAAAGCUUUUGGAUCCUGUGAAGGUUGUGGCUCAAGUUCUCAUGUAUCCUUUCUUCAUGGGGAGUGUUCCCACGAAUUCGGAAAUUAAGCUGUCGAAUUCCUACUUCUACAACAAGCCUAUGUGCUUACAAGCAUGGAAACUUUUCCUACAUGAGGAUGAGUUCAACUUAGAUCACCCUGCUGCCAACCCUCUUAUCCCAGGGAGAGGUCCACCUCUGAAGCAGAUGCCCCCAACACUGACAGUUGUUGCAGAACAUGACUGGAUGAGGGAUCGAGCCAUUGCUUACUCAGAAGAACUACAGAAGGUUAAUGUAGAUGCGCCCCAUCUUGAUUACAAGGAUGCUGUGCAUGAGUUUGCUACUCUUGAACUUCUUCUGCAAACACCGCAAGCCCUGGCCUGUGCAGAAGACAUUGCUAUUUGGGUCAAGAAAUAUAUAUCAAUAAGAGGCCAUGAGUUUUCAUACUGAACGGAUUAGUAGGCAGAGGAGCUAGCAUGGUUUUUGUGCGUUGAGGGGUUGGCCGAGUUGUCUGUUUUAAGGCAAGGUCUUUCGAAACCUGUUCUUUCCUUGUAAAGCAUGAUGUGUUUGUCUGUUUAUAAUAGAUUAGGAGAUUCCAUUGAACUUUGAGAUGCAUUAUUUCCCUCCUUGUUAAAGGUCUUCUGGGAACCUUAAUUUGAUUUAUUCAUAUUCUUUCCCAUACCAUUUUGACGUCUUAUAUCUGUUGUAUACGCAUUCGCUGGCGACAGAAUUAUUUAUUAGAGCAAGCCAUGCGACCUAAAAGGUUGUUUUUCUCGGUGGACAAUGGUGAUAGCGAUGAAUAAAUUAAACUGCAUGAUAGCAAAACCUGAGCUGGCCGCCGGCUAACAUAUGCACCUGAUCAUCAUUUUUUUAUUUUCUUCUUGUAACUAAGCACAUAAACUAUACAUACUAAAUCGAACAUUUAAUAGAUUGAGUCUCCAUC